This is a messenger RNA of Leishmania braziliensis MHOM/BR/75/M2904, 663 nucleotides long. RefSeq lists its product as hypothetical. The transcript has a single exon. Gene Ontology annotation, cellular component: trans-Golgi network membrane; recycling endosome membrane. Gene Ontology annotation, biological process: protein transport. NCBI's taxonomy places the organism in Eukaryota, Euglenozoa, Kinetoplastea, Trypanosomatida, Trypanosomatidae. The record is from RefSeq and is a predicted model, not a curated record. The coding region runs from base 1 to 663 and encodes 220 amino acids.
AUGGGGAUCGUUACAGAGGAGAUGGUGCUGGAAAAGGAGCGGCAGAACGCUGCCAGGCGCGAGGCUCUGAACAAGCGCAGCCAAAAGUUGUCUCAUGUGACUGAGCCCGAUCCCAACUUUCCACCGGAGUGCUGUUGUGUGAAGCCAAUUAUCUACCACAACAUCCGUGAGCAGGUCCCUGUGCCGCAGCAGCGCUUUAUGUACAUCCUAGCGGGUCUCUACAUCACUUUAAUGGUCCUCAUCGUCUACAACAUUGUCGCUGCCUUGGUGGCCUUCAUUCUCGGCGGAAACGUCACGCACUUUGGUCUCUCUUUCCUGUUUCUGCUGGGAAUCCCUGGCGCGUGGAUUGUGUGGUACUACAACGUGUACUGCGCCAUCGUGUACUCGUCGAGACCGCGGCAGAAGCUUGCUCUGCUGGGCCUUUUCCUAGGCGUCGCGUUCGAUGUGUGGAUGGCGGUCGGCGUCACUGGCUUCGGUGGCUGCGGCUGGCUCUACGCCUUCAGCUUGAUGCGCACUGUGACUUCGUUUGUGAUGAUUCUCAUUAGUGCAAUUUUGUGGUCUCUGCACGGGUUUGCGCUGUGCGUGGUGAUGUUGCGUUACUGGCGCGUGUCGGGAACGCUCUUGCGGCACAGAGAGAACAUCUACGGCCAGAGCAUCGUUUAG